GCUGAGUCCGGCGACGGCGAUGUCCGGCGCGAGCUGUCGGCAGGUCGCAGCGUUCUACCUAAGCGACGCGGACGAGCAGGCCAGCUACCCGCUCGCGAACCUCCACUCCCUCAUCAUCGACGACCCGGGGCCGGACAAGGCGGACGUGGUCGACUCUGCGAUCGGCGCGGCCCUGGACCUGAACGUGAUCCACGGCAACUCGGAUGCGGAGGAGGUCGAGCGCAACGGCAUUUUGCGUGUGGGCAUCGACUCGCGUGCGGCGGCCUGGGUGCUGCCGCGUGGCUCGUGUGCGGACUACCGGGUGCACGAGGGUGGCCGGGCGAUCUCGUGCAAGACAGCCUCCGGCCACUACGUGAACGACGAGGGCGCGAGGCUCCUCGUGGGGGCUGUGCCUGGGGCAUCCCAGGCACGCGCUGCCAAGUUCAGGGUGGCGGACGUCAGCAAGCCGUUGCUGAGCUUCGCGAAGAUGGUCGACUCAGGCCAUCGGCUCGUCUUUGACUCUGAGGGCGGGCAGGACAUUGGCUACGCGUGCCAGGAGACCAGCGGAGACGUUGUCAAGUUCUGCCGCAGGAACAAGGUCUACGAUAUGGACAUGCACGUUGACCCGUACGCGCUGGAGGUCUGCCCGGUCGAGGUGGCAGGCUACGAGCCUCCCGAGGGUGAGGCUGGCCAGCCAGGCCCGGCUCACGAGGAGGUCGCGGAGGGCCCGCCAGCGCGGCCGGCGAGGGGGCCCGCGGCGCCGACGGCGGCCGAGCGAGCCGCGCAUGAGGUGCUGCGCGGGCCCUACAGGGCAUGGUGCCGGGGGCGUGUCUCCGGCAGGGGCCUGUCGGCAGGCCAUCAGACGGACCGCCGGGAGUCGGCGCUCGCGGUGGGUGGCAUCGACAACGGCUACCUCGGCGAGCGGGAGGGCGCCGCGCCGCUGCUGACCGGGAAGGGCUCGAAGCAGCGUAGGGGGCUGGCAUCGGCUGGCCACAAGCGCUUCGUCUUCCGCUCGGACGGCGAGGCGCCGCUCGUCGCCCUGAAGACCCGCAUCGGGGCCAAGCUCAAGGAGGAGCACGGCGUCGAGACGGUCCCCGAGGAGAGCGCGGUCGGCGACUCCCUGGGCAACGGCCUCGCCGAGCACGCGGUCCGCGAGGUCAAGGCCAAGGUCAGGGCGGCGCGGGCGCAGGUGGGCGACUUCCACGGCGUGAGCAUUGGCGUCGAGCAUCCGGUGACCCCGUCGAUGGUCGAGUUCGCGGCCAUGUCCAUCGACUUGGGCAGGCGGGACGCGGGCGGCCGCGCGGCUUGGGAGCCUUGGCGCGGCCGCCCCUUCAACAAGGACAUGGCCUGCUUCUCGGAGAAGGCCCUGUACCUUUCAGGGGGCGAGCGCAAGGCCGGCGUCGAGGUCAAAUUCCUCACUGGGCUCUACCUGGGGCCCAGGUUUCGGACGGACGAGGUCUACAUUGGCACGGAGUCGGGCGCGCUGCGGGCCAGGGCCUUCAAUCGGUUGACGGUCGAGCAGCGGGCCGACAAGGACCUGCUGAACAGCUUCGUGGGGAAGCCGUGGGCGCCGGUGCCGACGGACACGGCUGUGGACGAAGUACCGGUGGCCAUCGAGAUCCGAGCGCUGGCGCCGGCGCCGGUCGCGCCUGCGGGUGACCCUUUGGCGCCAAUCCCCGAGGCUGAGGGCCUCCCGCCCCGGGCUCCCCGAGUCGGGCGGCCAUCGGCAGGGCCGCGGGCCGUCUGCAUCAGGAAGGACGUCGAGAUCGCGAUGUACGGGAUCGCCCCGGGCUGCCACGGCUGCGCCCCGAUCCUCAACGGCGCCCAGGCGCAGGCUCACUCAGCAGAGUGCCGCGCUCGGGUCGAGCAGGCGAUGCAGGGCGACGAUGAGGCGAAGCAGAGGCUCGAGGCCGCGGCGGCGGCCGUCGCGGCAAUGGCUCUGGCACCCCGCGACCGGCGCGACGACGACAUGCAGGAGGAGAUCGGUGCCCUCCUCCUGCUUUCCUUAGGCUACAGCGGGCGCAAGGCCGACGUGAUGGAGGUAUUCUGCCCGAACAGGCUUGUGGGCUUCGCGCCGCUCUUCGGUCUGGCCCAUGGCGGCUCGUUCGACUUGAGGGUCGGCUGGGGCCUGACCGGCCGCCGGCAGCAGCGACAGUGCCGAGAGCUGAUCGAGCACUACGAGGUAUAUUUCAUCUUGGGCAGCCCUCGCUGCGCCCCGUUCUCCAUGCUGAAGUACCUCAACGAGGACACGGACAAGCAGCGUGAGACUUUUUCAUCCAGGGGGUGGUGCGCCAUCGGGUGCGAGCACUUGAGGUUCGUGAUGGGGCUCUGCACGCUGCAGGUGAAGAACGGCCGUUCGUUCUUGCACGAGCACCCUUGGGGCGCGGACAGCUGGGGCCUGGACAUCGUGCAGGACGUGGUGGCCCUCCCCGGCGUUGAGGUCGGGCGGGGCGACCAGUGCGUGUUCGGCCUGGUGGUCGCGGACGCGCGCGGCGACAGGAACAUGCGCGUGGCGGAGACGUGCCCGGUGAAGCUCCUCCGCGCCAUCCUCCGUGGUCUCCGUCGGCACCUCUGGAACAAGAAGGUUCUCGCACUUUCGGCCCUGGAUGCUGGGCCAAGCGUGGGCGACGAGGAGGUCGGCCUGAAGGACUUCGUCGAGGGGUGGCGCGACGCGCUAGGGACCGAGAUCUAUGAUGACCUCACCGGCCGAACGCUGGACCCCGCGCUGUUGGAAGCCGCGAGGCGCCUCGAGAUGGAUUUCAUGGCGCAGCUCGUCGCGUGGGUCUACGCGAAGGACGAGGACUGCCAGCGCGAGCUUGGGCGCAGGCCUCUCAGCGUGCGCUGGCUUGACAUCGACAAGGGCGACGCCGACCGCCCGGGCUGCAGAUCCAGGCUCGUCGCGCAGGAGACCAAGGCGCAGAGCGCCGUCGCCGGGGGUCGCGUGCUGCGCUUCCUGGGCAUCUCGCGGGCACGCCCGUGCUGUGAGAUCAAGAGGACGGUCUACAUUGAGCUUCCAGAGGAGGACCCAAUGUCGCUGGAGGUCGGUACGCGUGGGCUCUUGCGGAUGGCGCUCUACGGGGCGCGCGACGCUGGCCAGAACUUCGCGCUCGCGACCGCCGAGACUGUCAUCGGUUCUGGCUGUGACCUGUCGGCCUUCUGCGGGGCCGAGUCGAUCUGCGAGGCCCUGAAAACGAAGUUCAUCGUGAAGGGCAGGGGCGUGCUCGGGCCGGCGCCUACCGACGCAAAGGCGAUCACGUGCCUCAACAGGCAUGCGCAUAUCCUGCACGCACAGCUCGGGAUGGACCCCCGCGCUGCGAAGUCACUGAUCACGCCGGGGGCGAGCCAGAAGCUGACGCCUGAGGUCGAGCGCGAGCUGAGUGAGCACGAGGCAGCGGAGUAUCGCAGCGCGUGCAUUAGGCUGGGCUACUUGGCGCUCGACCGGCCACAGGUGCAGUUCACGGCCAAGGAGUGCGCUCGCGGCAUGCAGAAGCCGACGGAGCGACACCUUCGCCUCCUGAAGCGCGCUGAGCGCUUCUUGAUCAGGGCGCCGCGCGCCAUCUGGAG
Molecule: messenger RNA, 3543 nt
Organism: Prorocentrum cordatum
Lineage: Eukaryota; Dinophyceae; Prorocentrales; Prorocentraceae
Source: the annotation of a GenBank genome assembly